AUUCUUUUGCAACCCUGCUGAUCAGUCAAGAUCACCAAAGAUGAGGAAGACAAAACUGAGCUUCAAGGGCGAUAACACAAUUGAAAAGAAAAAGAAAAAGAAGCGAAAGGCGGAAACGGAAGCUGAAGAAACGUUACCGGAAGAUGGCUGGGUCGCUGUAGACCAUAUUGAUGAUAUUAAGGGUCCUAUUUUACUUCUCACAACCUCAACAGACCCAGCAUCCGUUCUCAACUGCUCUGAUUCCUCCUCCAAAGUUCAAUUCACACCCAUUGAUCCCGCUACCCCACUCGCAUCCUACGAACCCACAACAGUAUCGCAAGUAUUUGUCGCAAAACGUCUUCCAGAUUCUUCCAAGCUUUGCUUUCGGUCUGCAUAUGAUCGGUACCUUGGUUCCGAUAAAUUCGGGGUAGUACAGUGCGAACGGGAGGCAAUGGGACCAUCAGAAGAAUGGGAGGUUGUGCUGAGAGAGGAUGGCCUGGCUUUGCAGAGUAGUUUCGAGAAAUUCCUCAAAUGUGAUGCUGAUGGUCGGGCCAGGGCGGACUCAGAAAAUGUUGGAUUCAAAGAAGUGUUCCAAAUGCGUUGUCAGGCUGCCAACAAGGCGCGGGCGAAGAAAAAGAAGGUCGAUGUUAGCAUUAAUGCUGAGGAGUUGGAAGUGGAUCACAUUAAAAAAUUCCACAGUUGGGGCGGCGGGCGGUUGGUCCUAUCACAAGAGGACACAACAGUAUUGAGGAAGGCGAAAAAGGAAGGAAAUUUGAACGAAACACUGUUGGACCGCCGGUCAAAACUAAAGAGUGAUAAGUUUUGUAAAUGAAGUGGUGGUUUCCAAGACCCAGCCGUCAUGGAAGCGUGCAGAUAUGAUCGACACCACGUAUUGCCGACGACAGUCUUGGAUUGCAGACGCCUCUUGAGCAUCUCUCCUGAUAUACAUCGUGUCGUGGCAUGGUCACUGCCAUACCAGCAGGAAACAUGCUCAAUUGCUGUUGUCCCGUCAUCCUAAACCCAUAAUCUAUUACAAUAUUGUAUAACGGCGCCCCCCAGGCGACCAACUUUCAAGUGCCCACCUAAA
Messenger RNA from Spizellomyces punctatus DAOM BR117, 1066 nucleotides. RefSeq lists its product as uncharacterized. The record is from RefSeq and is a predicted model, not a curated record. Gene Ontology annotation, cellular component: nucleolus; catalytic step 2 spliceosome; striated muscle dense body. The coding region runs from base 41 to 811 and encodes 256 amino acids. NCBI's taxonomy places the organism in Eukaryota, Fungi, Chytridiomycota, Chytridiomycetes, Spizellomycetales, Spizellomycetaceae. Gene Ontology annotation, molecular function: actin filament binding. The transcript is spliced from 4 exons.